Molecule: messenger RNA, 1258 nt
Organism: Oncorhynchus nerka (sockeye salmon)
Lineage: Eukaryota; Metazoa; Chordata; Actinopteri; Salmoniformes; Salmonidae
Product: paired mesoderm homeobox protein 2-like
Exons: 2
Biological process (GO): regulation of transcription by RNA polymerase II
Molecular function (GO): DNA-binding transcription factor activity, RNA polymerase II-specific; RNA polymerase II transcription regulatory region sequence-specific DNA binding
Source: RefSeq, a predicted model, not a curated record
UGUGGCUUUUCCUCUGUCCCCACAGAGUUGAUCCUGGAGGCCCGUUAUGGGAACCAGCAAAAGCAACGUCGGAGCCGCACAGCCUUCACUGUGUCCCAGCUACAGGCUCUAGAGAAAGCCUUCCAACAGACCCAGUACCCUGAUGUAAGCAUGAGAGAAAGACUGGCUGUCUGCAUCAACUUACCUGAAGCUCGCAUUCAGGUGUGGUUCAAGAACAGAAGAGCAAAGCUUCGUAAGGGACAGCGAUGCUCCCCUCUUCGCAGAGCGCAAAGCCUGGAGGAACCACAUCAGACCAAGGCAGGAGGGGAAGAGAGCAUUACUAAGGACUCCAAAACACAAAGCAAAUUCGCUCCUCUCUGGGAAGUCAGUGAUGCUCCCACCAUUUCUUGUCCUGGAGACGCCAUUGCAACUCAGGUCCACACAAGAUUACAUUAUCCUCCCGUUUUUCCCUUUGUGUAUGGAGAGCGGAACCACCUUCCACAUCAUCAUGCUUUAGGGAUGCUGUCAGCUGGCCUACAUUUCACCCCCAAAUUCUGGCCCAUUCUACAGCAACACAGCCCGGCCUUAGGAGUUGCCCCACCGGUUGGUAAAAACUGCAGCCUUUCCCUUCAGACUUUCUUUCCCAGUAAAACUGUACCCCACCCCAAUUUGGGUCUAUAACUUCUCUGCAGUGUGUAAUGGCAAAAAGGGACUGGUACACUGGUGCACUAGUAUCAAUACGGACACAUAAACUACUGAUAGUUUACUUUGACACUGUACAUACUGUAUGUAUGUGUGAAGGACCUCUGACAAGUGAUUAUGUCUGUAGAUGAUUAGAUUGAUUAAGAAACACUCAAGGUAUGUUGUGAGCAUUCAGGAUCCCAAUCAGGAGUGGAUUGGUACAUACUUCAUUUGCAUAGAGAUGUUACAGUCAGUUUUUACUCACUUAUGACAAGCACUUAGGAGAAUAGAGAAUUGAGAUGUGAUUUCGGGCACUUUUUUCACAUCAUAUAUUCAUUUGUUCAAGACAAUUUUCUGUAAUGUGUCAAGGUAUGAUUUAAAAUAUAUAUUUAACUAGGCAAGUCAGUUAAGAACAAAGUCUUAUUUACAAUGACAGCCUACCGUGGGAACAGUUUGUUACUGCCUUGUUCAGGGGCAGAACAACAGAUUUUUACCUUGUCAGCUCUGGGAUUCGAUCCAGCAACUUUUCAGUUACUGGCUCAAUGCUCUAACCACUAGGCUACCUGCCACCCCAGUGAAACUUUAGGCCUAUCCUACA